AGUUUCAGGUUAUGUUUAAAUAAUUAACAAUUAACAGCAUAAAACUAUUAUAGAAAUAGAUAUUAUGUUUAAAAAAAAGUGCAAAAUUCAAAAUUUAAAAUCUAUUAACUUAAUUGUUUAAAUCUUCCUUCUGCUACAUUAUAAUUAGAAUAUUUGAAGUUGAAACGGUUAUGUGAAUAAUUUGAAGUAAAAAGACAACGCGCCACAAUACAGAUGGCAGCAUAGUAGUUCAUGUUAAGUACGCUUGUUUGGAAGUUUCGCUUUAGCAGUGAAUUUCAGUACCACGAUAAUGGAAGAAGAAGAAAUCGCCGACCCGCUAGAUAUAAACAAGGAUGCUGCACUAAUAAAAGAGGCUCAGAAUGAUAUUGGAAAACUUGAUGUUCUUGUUUGUGGAAAAUGUCACGAGGUGUUUCAUUAUAUUGAAGAAUUCCAAGAUCAUCAUGAUAAAUGCGAUGAAGUAUCUUUUAUAAGAGAUAAUUACAAGUAUGAACCCAAGACACAAGUGUGGGCCUUUAUGUUAUGGAAAAAUGCUCAGUUUCGUAAAAGUAAAGAGAGUGCAAGGUACAGACCAAAUUCAACUUCAUGGGCUGUUUAUCAAAAGUGGUGCAAACUUGAUUUGGAACAGAAAAAGGCUUGGAUUAAAGCUGCAGAUUUCAUUCAAAAUAAUACAAAGAUAGCUACUGCAAGAUUGCAAGAAAUAAGAACAAAACCUUUAUUUGCUGAUAAAAAGAAAAUAAUUAAACCUGCAAUUUCUGUUGGCUCAACUCCGAAAAAGGAAGAUCCUUUAGAGGAAGGUGAGAUACGUCUUAAAGUUCCGCCUAAAAUCAAAUCUAAUGAGCGAGAUCCAUUGGAAGGUGUUGAUAUAAGAGCUUCUGAAUCUGAUUUAGAUACAGAGGAAGAAGUAGAAAGAGAAUUGGCGAGGAUUCAUGGAGAAACAGAAGUGCCCAAGACCGAUAAGAAAGCUUUCAAACCCGUUCAGUUAAACAGUGAUGUAACAAUUUUACCCAGCACAAGGUCCUUAAAAAAGGCCCUUAGAACAAAUGCAAAUACACAAGAGAAACCUGAAGAAUAUGUCGUUGAAAAAAUUUUAAGCAAAAGAUUCAAUCCACGCAGAAGGACGUUUGAAUAUUUCAUAAAAUGGGAAAACUUUGACAGUUCGCAAAAUACUUGGGAGCCUGCUUCCCAUCUUGACAGUUGUAAAGCUAUGGUCGAGGAAUUCGAAGAAAAUUUGCGAAAACAAAAGGCUGCUAAAGCUGCAAAAGCAGCAUUAGAAAGAAAAAGUUCAUUUAUGGAAACGUUUGAAAGAACACCUGGAGGCCGUCCUCAAAGAACAAGCAAGCAAAAAGCUUUGAAGCAGGUAAAAUCAUGGUGUGGAGACAUAUCUGAGGGUGAUGAAGGUUCACUCAAACGAAAAUCUUUUAGUGAUGACGACUCAACUGAUUCAUUUGAAAAAAGGAUGAAAAUGGAAGAAGAAACAGACACAUCUGAAGAUGAAAGGCCUGUUGUAACUAUUAGAAAAGUGCAAUCGAAAUCACCUGGUUCAAUUAAUGGAGUCGCUAAGAAACCCGAAACAACUAUUAUACCAGAAACAAAAAUAAUUCGGUUAAGUGAAAAACAAUUACCAGGUCUUAGUUCAGGUGUAUAUGUCAUGUCAAAAACAGAAGGAAUAAUAAAAUUAGAUUCAGCUACGCCAGGAAAAGGCGGAACGGUUAUGAAAGUAACACCUAAAAUUGGUCAAACAAGAAUUAAAGUUGUUAAAAAAGAUGAUGGAAGUACUAGUAAUAUAGUCAAAGUAACACCAAGUAUGGUUCAAAAGAUUAAUCGUAACAUUGUAAAACGGGAAAUCACGAUACCAGUAAAACCAUCAGGCCAAUCGGGAAAAGGGGGAAUCACAGUCUCUACGAUAAAGAGAGGAGAAGGAGGUAUCAAAAUGAAUAUUAUCGAAAAACCAAAAGUAGAAAAAAUUGUAGAAUCAGAAGAAGAAUCAGAUGGUUUAGAAGAGCUUGAAUUUCCCACAGAUCUUCCUUUACCAGAACCUGAUAGUCCUCCAGGUGAAUUCACGUUGGAUCCGUCGACUGGAAAGUUAUUGGGACAAAAAACUCCUUCACCACCUCCUGAACCAGAACCAGAACCUGAACCCAAUGUACAGAUGUUAUCUUCAGAAACCGAUGCCACUUCUGACAGUCCUAGUUUAGAUAAUUUAGUGAAACUAGCCGCAGCCGACUUAACCGAAGAAGAUCUUAAACCAGUUGAUAACUCUCACACCUCGGGAACUGGCACAUCGUCUCUUGCUUCUGCCACAGUCGUUCUAGAUGACUCUCUUAAUUUAGAGAACACUAACCUCACAAGUGGCGAAUCACUUAUUUCCUCUGAUACAUCAAAAUUAAUGGAUUCGUCGAACACCUUAUCUUCGGUGCCAGCAACAUCGUCUGAAUCUUCAAUCGAAACUAUGCCACUAUCUGUCAAGGAGAAUGCUUUAAAAGCACCUAAAUCGCAAAUAUACUCUAUUGUUCCGAAUUCGGGCUCCAGUUCAUCUAUACUGAGUACCGCCCUAAAAAAUUCCAACAUUAAGGAAAGUCAGCCGGUUGCCCCUGGACAAAAAAGGCUUAUUAAUACACCACACACAAUUCGUCAGAAAGUGAACGUUCCAAUGUCACAUCAGCAACAACAACCGCAACGAAUGUCUUAUAUUAGUCGCGUUUCUCAAAAGCCUGCUUCUACCCCCACAUAUAUACAGAAAGUGACACCAGGACGACCCCCUGCGGGAGGUCGUGGUGGUAGAACUUAUAUUCAGAAGACCCCUGCAGCAUCAUCGUCUCACGAACCAUUUUUAAAAAGAUCCGCGAACGUAAACACUUAUCGGAACACGACAAGAGGAAAUGCGAGUGUUGCCAGGAAAAUUGGCCAUACAACUAUUUAUAGGACAACGCCCGUAACUCAAAAUGUGGCACAAACGCUCGUUCCAGCAUCGUCAUCCACGAUAAAAUCAGAAGAGACGAUAAUUUUGAAUGCCGAUUUAAGUGAAGAAGACAUAGCAAUAGAACCACAAGUCAUCCAACAGCAGCAACAACAAAUACCACAACAACAGCAACAGCAGCAAGGAACGGUAAUUAGCAUGCCCUUAUUAACUGACGAAGAGUCAAAUCAGUCUGAACUAACGGCUGUAACGACCACCGAAAAUGCCACCGCGUUGGUAACAGCUUCUACUGAUGAAACGGCAACUCUGAUGGAUGUUUCAGGUUUUGCACUUGCCGAGGGUGAAACUCCUAUAUUUAUAACGGGUGAAGAUGGUACAAUUUAUCAAGUGGCUGGGCAAAACGAAGAUGGGCAGACAGUGCUGAUUACGCAAGGCCCAGACGGACAGCAACAAUGCGUGCUUGUGGCAACAGACGGUUUAACAGAAGAAACGCAAUCAGUGCAAGUUACGGAAGUUACCGAGGAUGAAACGACGGACGUGAAUAGCCAGCUCGUUGUCAACACGGAUGACACGCAGAUAGAAGGGAUUGAUAACGGGGAGGAGUCGCAGGUUGUGGCGCAAAUUGUAAAGGCCGAUCCUCCUAGUCCAGGUGGAACAAGAAAAGUUGUUCUUAUGCUCCCUGAUGGCAAUCUGAUGAUGACUGAUGUUACAGCAGAGCAGUACGCUGCAUUAGAAUUAGAUAAAUAAACAUUUUGUCAUAAAAUGUAACAUUCAAAUUGUGUUUUUUCCUUAUUUUGUCGUGUUUUGUAUUUAUAAUUCACAUAAUAUUUAGGGUAUGUGUAACGCGCAAAACAACAAGGUAUUGCUGCUAAUGGCGAUAUGUUAUUGAUUUUGUUAGAUGAUCCCUUUUCCAUUAAUGUAUAAAUUGUAUUACAAAAUAUAAAAGGUAUCUGUAGGUAUCUUUAGUUUGAUAAUUUUUCUACAUAGGUAGAAUAAAAUAAAAGUUGAACAUUU
This is a messenger RNA of Agrilus planipennis (emerald ash borer), 3931 nucleotides long. RefSeq lists its product as uncharacterized. The transcript is spliced from 9 exons. Gene Ontology annotation, biological process: chromatin organization; negative regulation of transcription by RNA polymerase II. NCBI's taxonomy places the organism in Eukaryota, Metazoa, Arthropoda, Insecta, Coleoptera, Buprestidae. Gene Ontology annotation, cellular component: pericentric heterochromatin. The coding region runs from base 290 to 3664 and encodes 1124 amino acids. The record is from RefSeq and is a predicted model, not a curated record. Gene Ontology annotation, molecular function: chromatin binding.